Ascochyta rabiei is the source of this 1386-nucleotide messenger RNA. RefSeq lists its product as uncharacterized. NCBI's taxonomy places the organism in Eukaryota, Fungi, Ascomycota, Dothideomycetes, Pleosporales, Didymellaceae. The coding region runs from base 1 to 1386 and encodes 461 amino acids. The transcript has 2 exons. The record is from RefSeq and is a predicted model, not a curated record.
AUGGCGCCCAACAAGCAAAAAGUCGUUGCUCCCAAGCAGCCUGGUCGCAAGGCGGCACGAUCAAGGAAAUCACGGCCAGAAACCCCAAUAUCUGGGCCUACACCGUCGAAAGUCACGUUGAAGCUGAAGCUGGGAUCGAAGCCAAAACCAAGUGCCCAAAAAGAUGGACUGCUGCCUGUUUCCGCAUAUCAGUUUCCUCUGAGCGCGCCACCUUCAGAUGAUACCCCCGUAGAUGAAAACGCGAAAGACUCCACAAUGCUAAACUCAGUUGAGCAAGGCAAGAGGCAUGGCGGACGGCAGAGGACUAAGACUCAAGCCCCCGAUAUGGUCUUUGGAAGUGAGAUGGACAGGCUCAUGUCAUCUGUUACCACAGGCAAAACGGGAGACGAAGAUGAAGUUAAGAUUGCCAGCUCACCACCUUCCAUUCUUAGCAUGCACGCACCUGAACGUCACAGCUCCCUCGCUACCGAAACCUCUUUCUCCGCCGAUCAGAGCACCGUCCUACCACUAUCACACUACUCAGGCUCUAUCGACGAGGACGUUGACGAUAUCCUCAGCAGCCUUCGCAAUUCCUACGACAUUCAAGUUGACUUGCCUGACAUGUCGUUCAACGAUGUUUUUAAGCCCUACACUGCCAGAUUCCUAACGCAACUCUACAUUCAGUGCUACGAAAACCACCUCUGGCACUCCUGCGACCUCAUUGCCGACACAUGGAUUCGCGCGCUGCAGAAGGCAAACAAGCGUAGUCACAGGAGCAAGAAGGCGCGUGAUCACAUGUGGCGCAAGAAUGCCGCUCUGCUCAGGAUCUUUUCAGAGAAAAAGAAGGGGUUCAAGAAAGACGUGUACGAGUUUGAGUUGGAUGUGGAGGAUCCGGAUAUGGAUAACGAUGUUACCGUUUUCAACGUCACGUUCUUGCAGCAACUGUACGACCACACACGGCCGAAGUGCGGAGCUAGGCUGCUGUGGGCGGAUGCCAUGACGCUGGCUGGUGGAAAGAUGGAGGCUACCGUCUUGAAGGAUCCAGAUGUUUGGCCUCAAGAAUUGGUUUACGACAUCAUGUGUACGGCCUUGCGCAUGGUGGGGCGCAAGCUGACGCUCAAGAUCGAAGAGAAGUACGAGGGCGCGUGGUGCAGAUAUCAUGAGCAUGUCAAGCAUGGACUACCGUGUUAUCGCGAAUUGGCGUGGCAGCAGAAGCGUGAGGAGGAAGAGGAAGAGGAUGAUAAGAGGCCGGGCGUGAAUGAAGCUAGGGGCGAGAAGCGGGACCACAAAGCCCUGGGGCAUGCUGGCGAUGUGCAAGGUGAAUCAAAGCGUGUGCGGUUCGAUGCCGAAGAGGUCAUUGAUUUUGGGGAAAUUGACGCUGAGGGCGAGUCAGAGGAGGAAGGCUAA